Molecule: messenger RNA, 617 nt
Organism: Myzus persicae (green peach aphid)
Lineage: Eukaryota; Metazoa; Arthropoda; Insecta; Hemiptera; Aphididae
Product: translation initiation factor IF-2-like
Exons: 1
Source: RefSeq, a predicted model, not a curated record
UUUGCAGUCAAAGAUACCAGCUCAAUAUGGACCGUCAACCGCAGUCCACAACCACAACCACACUCCAGCAGGCGGCGAAGCUACUGGAGCAGGCGCAACAGCGGCUGAGGACGGCCAGCCAAACAGAGGCCACCAACACCACCACGGCAGCACGGGUCCGACAGAUGCCCACGGCACAGCUUCAGCGGGACCCGGUUCUGUGGGCCGCAUACACGCGGGGGUGGGAGGACCGCACCGCCGUGUUCCGGAGGGCAACACGGGACGCCCCAGCUGCUGCAAUGCGGCUAAACCGGUCGCGCAGCCCCAGGCGGGCAGUACGCGCUACGGCCCGAAGCCAGCCACCACCACGCCCGCUGAUGGAAAGGCCGGUACCGGCACCACGGGCAACGCAAACCAACACUGGUACACUACCAGCACCCGCCGCAGCACCAACAGAAACCGCCCGCCAACGUCGGAACAAAGAGCGGCUCCGGGAGUUCCGCGAAAAGAAGCGACAAGCUUCCCAGCAGCACCGUCUGGAGCAACCGACGGCCACCGCACCUCCCAACCAAACCCCCCCAACUACCGACGACUCUAUGGACACCGAGGGCACCGUACCGGAAGUGACCGCCACUUCC